GAUUUGAAAUUAAUACAAGUCAUUAAAAAGAAAACACGUCAAUUUACGCGUUCAUUUACCAUUGAUACUUACACGAAAGAAAUGGUAUGGACCAAAACAGGAAUGACAUAUUUAAAUCAUUUAAAUGAUCGAAUGAAAAAAUAUUACUUAACUGUUAAACAUAUGAACAACAAAUUGAAUUUAGCAACGUUAGGUAAAACAAAUGUUCUUUUAAUGUUGGAUAGCAGUUACAAAAGAGGUAUAGAGCUACACAAUGAGAAAGUUUCAAACAAUCGAUACAUUUUGAAUGAAAUUAUUAAUUUCAUUAGAUUUUGUGGAGCUUUCGAAUUAGCAUUGAGAGGGCAUGAUGAAAAAGAUACAUCUUUGAAUUCAGGAUUUUUUCGUGGUUUAAUAAGUUUUAGUGCGGAAUUGGAUAGUGCAUUAGAAGUGCAUUUAGAAAAAGCAAACGUUUUUAAAGGUACGUCAAAAACUAUACAGAACAAAUUAUUAAAGUGCAUGUUAAGUAUUUGUCAGCAAGAAAUAUCAGUAGAAAUCAAAAAGGCUGAUUAUUUAGCAAUAACAGCUGACGAGACUACUGAUGUGAGUGCUAUUUUUCAAAUGGUUAUUGUUUAUCAGUAUAUAGUUAAUGAUAAAGUUAUUGAAAGAUUUCGGGGAUUUUUAAAGCCUAAAGAACAUAAUUCUGAAGUAUUAGCUGAGUGCAUUAAAGAACAACUUACCCAACAUAUUGGUGAUGUCACUGGUAAAUUGAUUGCACCGACGUAUAAUGGCGCUUCAGUUAUGAGCGGCAAUAUUAAUUAACGGAGUU
Messenger RNA from Sipha flava (yellow sugarcane aphid), 805 nucleotides. RefSeq lists its product as uncharacterized. NCBI's taxonomy places the organism in Eukaryota, Metazoa, Arthropoda, Insecta, Hemiptera, Aphididae. The transcript has 3 exons. The record is from RefSeq and is a predicted model, not a curated record. Bases 82 to 798 code for a protein of 238 amino acids.